AUGGGUUCUAUACCGAUUUCCGAUUUCGAUACUAUCGUCGUCGACUUGGGGAAUGUACUGAUUAAGAUCCCUCCUCAAGCACCUGCAGCGACAGAAACAGCUUCCAUACCGACCUUCCGACGCUUGAUUUCAACAUCUACUUGGAUGCGUUAUGAAUCUGGUGAGCUUGAUGAAACGCUGUGCUACGAGAAUCUGGGAAAGAAAUUUGGACUCCCGCCAUCCGCAAUUGCUACAGUCAUCUCUGAAGCUCGAGAUGCUUUCAAAUACGACACAGCGACGCAUGGAUCGCUGAAACUCAUUGCUAUAUGGAAAAUUCCAAUACCGGAGCAUACCAUCUUGUAUAAACGAUGGGGAGAUGAAUUAUCCUCGAUAUUCGAUGAGAUUUUCACUUCUCUCGCAAUUAGCAUUCGUCAGCCGGAUCUAGGAUUAUAUCGGCACGUUCUUAAAGCUACUAGAAGAGAUCCCCGAAAAACAAUCCUCAUAGAUAACGACGUGCGAAAUCUAGUCACCGCGUACUCAUUGGGGAUGCGUACCAUUCCCUACAAACCCCUACCCGCGCUUUCCAGAACAAUGAAAAACACUCUCUACGAUCCAUUGAUCCGGGGAGAUACCUUCCUGAAUCUCAACGCGAAACACCGACAUCCCGCAACCAAUUGCGGUACUACCCUCGUGGAAAAUUAUAUACAAUUGCUCAUUCUGGAUGUUACUGCUGAUGAGCAUGCUCUGGACUUCCCCGCAUUAGCUGAAUCCAAGAAUCAAACGCAAAGCAUGCAGAGAAAAAUCCCAGAAAAGCCAAGCUUCACCAACAUGAAUCCGCCAAAUGAUCUCGAUACCACCUCUUUGACACUGCAAGUCAUGCCAACUAACAACGACACGAUUACCUCAAUCCUUGACAACAUGCUGGAAUAUCUAAAUCCCGACGGAAUCCCAUAUUAG
Botrytis fragariae is the source of this 936-nucleotide messenger RNA. RefSeq lists its product as uncharacterized. The transcript has 3 exons. The coding region runs from base 1 to 936 and encodes 311 amino acids. Lineage: Eukaryota; Fungi; Ascomycota; Leotiomycetes; Helotiales; Sclerotiniaceae. The record is from RefSeq and is a predicted model, not a curated record.